This is a messenger RNA of Epinephelus lanceolatus (giant grouper), 2083 nucleotides long. It is a transcript of the gene psmb5, whose product is annotated as proteasome 20S subunit beta 5. Gene Ontology annotation, molecular function: threonine-type endopeptidase activity. Lineage: Eukaryota; Metazoa; Chordata; Actinopteri; Perciformes; Serranidae. The record is from RefSeq and is a predicted model, not a curated record. Gene Ontology annotation, cellular component: proteasome core complex; cytoplasm.
AUGACUGACUAUUACAACUUUGAAUUGGAGCGACUACAGAAAUCUGAGAGAAACAGUGGGAUCCCUCUGCAAUUCUCUAUACCGACUUUGCCAUACUCUACUCCUUACAACCACAGAUGGCCAAUCCCUUUCCCCCCAGCUAAACAUUCAAAGACGGUCCGCAGUCCUUUCCCUCUGUCUCAUGGAACAACGACCUUGGGUUUCAUCUUCCAAGGUGGGGUCAUUGCAGCUGCAGACACUCGUGCCAGUGCUGGGGGGCUUGUUGCCUGUCCAGCUGUUCACAAGAUUACUCCUAUUCACUCCCAUUUAGUCGUCACCUCCUCUGGUAGCGGCGCAGACUGCAUGCUGUGGGAGCGAAUUCUGGCCAGAGAGAUCAGACUCUACCAACUGCGUCACAAACGUUGCCUGUCAAUACGUGGCACUGCCAAGCUCCUUUCAUUUAUGCUGCACCCCUUUAAAGGGACCAAGUUAUGUGUGGCUCUUACGCUUUGUGGCUGGGAUAAGGAUGGCCCAAAGCUGAUAUAUGUGUGCAGUGAUGGAGCCCGACUGCAGGGGGACAUCUUUUCUGUGGGCUCAGGCUCUCCCUAUGCUUAUGGAGUCCUGGAUGGAGGGCUGAGUUGGAGCUUGAGUAAAGAAGAGGCCAUCUCUUUGGCAAGAGAAGCAGUGUUCAGAGCCACUCACAGGGACGCCUACUCAGGAAACAAUGUGGACCUCUUCCACAUCACAGCCCAGGGUUGGAGCCAAAGAAAGAGAGAGGACUUGAAAGAGGAAUAUUAUAGAGACAUGGAGAGGAGGGCGAAGAUACAUGACUCAAUAAAUUUUCGUACCCUAAUCCGCCGGAAGUAGCUUGCUCAUCAGACAGUUUCAAAGAUGGCUCUUGCUAGUGUGUUGAACAGUGAUUGUGCGAAUUUUUCAUUUGAUAAUUGUCAACCAAAUGGCUUUGGUUGUGGACAGAGCAGUCUGGGAUUUGACGCUACGCCGGGAGACGGUCUUAGUUUUUCGGUCAAAAACCCGCUGUGUGCCGUGGACGAGGAUGACGUCGAAAGGAAAAUAGAGUUCCUGCACGGGACCACCACCUUAGCAUUCAAAUUCCAGCAUGGUGUUAUUGUAGCGGUGGACUCCAGAGCCACAGCAGGCUCCUACAUUGCCUCGCAGACAGUAAAGAAGGUGAUUGAGAUCAACCCCUACCUGCUGGGUACCAUGGCUGGAGGAGCUGCAGAUUGUAGCUUCUGGGAGCGCCUGCUGGCUCGCCAGUGCCGCAUCUACGAACUCCGCAACAAGGAGCGCAUCUCAGUGGCAGCAGCCUCCAAACUGCUUGCGAACAUGGUGUACCAGUACAAGGGCAUGGGACUCAGCAUGGGAACCAUGGUGUGUGGCUGGGACAAGAGAGGGCCAGGGCUGUACUAUGUCGACUCAGAGGGGAACCGUGUGUGUGGCGAUCUGUUUGCCGUUGGCUCAGGCUCCAUGUAUGCCUACGGUGUGAUGGACAGUGGCCUGCGGCAGGACCUGACUGUGGAGGAGGCCUGCGAGCUAGGCCGCCGCGCCAUCUACCAGGCCACGUACCGUGACGCCUACAGUGGAGGGCAGGUCAACCUGUAUCACGUCCACAGCGAGGGGUGGACCAGGGUCUCCCAGGAAGACGUCCUCAUGCUGCACCAGCAGUACAGAGAUCAGGCAUAAGAUCUAGAGCACAGAGGGAACCAGGAGGUGGGGCGUGAAUAGGGAGGGUUAGGAGUUUAUUCUCGUAUCUAAUGUUAAGAUGUUCUGAAAUGUCAGUAGAGUUGACACAUGAAUAAAAAGGACUCAUCUGCCGAUUGACUUCCACUUGCAUUAGUUCUGUUACUCAUUUUGACAUGUUGCUAACUUAAAGCUUCAUAUUGUACAUUUUUAACAAUGCCAGCUCCGCUCACCCCACACGGAGUAUGAUUUGAGGGGCUGCAGAGACAGGGCUGAUGACUCAAACGUGCUUUAAUACAGUGUGGGUGUAAGUGUGGUGCUUGCCCUACAUACAUUUCAUUUGGAUCAUACAUUGGGAAACUACAUCAUCUUUCUCAAUAAAACCUGUGAUGUUCUUUUUUCAACA